Papaver somniferum (opium poppy) is the source of this 519-nucleotide messenger RNA. RefSeq names its product histone H4. The transcript has a single exon. The record is from RefSeq and is a predicted model, not a curated record. NCBI's taxonomy places the organism in Eukaryota, Viridiplantae, Streptophyta, Magnoliopsida, Ranunculales, Papaveraceae. Gene Ontology annotation, molecular function: structural constituent of chromatin; DNA binding; protein heterodimerization activity. Gene Ontology annotation, biological process: nucleosome assembly. Gene Ontology annotation, cellular component: nucleosome. Bases 46 to 357 code for a protein of 103 amino acids.
CGAAAUCACAACCAAAUUCCAUUUUACAGAGUUCAGAGAUUGAAAAUGUCUGGAAGAGGGAAAGGAGGGAAGGGCUUGGGAAAGGGAGGAGCGAAGAGACACAGGAAGGUAUUGAGAGAUAACAUUCAAGGUAUUACCAAACCAGCCAUUAGAAGGUUAGCAAGGAGAGGCGGUGUCAAACGUAUCAGUGGUUUGAUUUAUGAAGAAACUCGUGGUGUUCUUAAGAUCUUCUUAGAGAAUGUGAUCCGUGAUGCUGUAACCUACACCGAGCAUGCCCGGAGAAAGACCGUCACUGCUAUGGAUGUUGUCUAUGCUCUCAAAAGACAGGGAAGAACCCUCUAUGGAUUUGGGGGUUAGGGUUUGUUCCUGGGUAUGUAAAGGAUGUUGGAAUUAAUUAGGGUUUUCAAUGGAAGCAGUUUCUAGCUGUGGGUACCCUUUUUUUUUUAGUUUUCUUUUUGUUGAUGAUGUAAUGGCGCCUUAAAAUUCAAUGAAAGAUCUGAAAAUUUAUCACCUCUUUAA